Messenger RNA from Darwinula stevensoni, 5166 nucleotides. The record is from the annotation of a GenBank genome assembly. Lineage: Eukaryota; Metazoa; Arthropoda; Ostracoda; Podocopida; Darwinulidae.
AUCACUUCUGAUUAUCUAUUGCAGAUAUUUUGAGGCAAGGCCAAUUCGUAUAAGAGGAGGUAUCAGAAAAUUGGUCCAAUGGAGCCACAAGGACAUAUAAACUAUUGCCCACUAAAUGUUACCCUAAGUGAUUUUUGGGUGAAUCAUGGCAUUUCCCAUUGUCUGAUUGAUACAGUUUUUGGAACCAUCUCAACAGCAUUCAUUCUAUUGUUUGGCAGUGUCCAAACAUACUUUUACAAACGAUAUGGGACAUAUGCUCAUCCUUCCCUGCGACCUAGAUCUCGACUCUAUGCUGUACAAGUAUGCUUCUCUGUGUUAAUGCCCUUGUUAAUCAUUGCACGAAUUUUGGUGGUGACUCUUGGGGAUGGGACACCUCUGUAUGGGUAUGAAAUCCUGGAUAUCUGCAGUGCUUCAGUCACCUGGCCUCUCUCAUUAUACCUCCUGUUAAUUGAGCGUCGUAAGAUGCUGCCAACGAUCCCCACCAAAGGUCAUGGUGUUGUUGUUCUCAUAUUUUGGUCAUUGGCAUUCAUCAAGGAGAAUCUUUCCUUCAUCAACAUCAACAGCCUGGAGUGGUGGUUUUAUUUAGACACAGUGACUCAGAAGAUUGAGUUUGCAUUGUUUGUCCUGCGAUACAUUGGAAGUUGUGGUCUCUUUGUUUUGGGACUCAUGGCUCCUGGAGUCUCAUCUUAUCCUGUGGCAGAUGAUAUGGAACAGAUCAUCAGACCUGUGCAAGGGAGACAAAAGUCCUUGUUGAGUCGUCUUCGAAUCUUGUUCCCUUACCUGUGGCCCAAGAAUGAUUGUCUACUGCAACUUAUUGUCCUCUUCUGCCUAAUCCUCCUUGCUCUUGGACGUGUCUGCAACCUCUUCAUACCCAUCUAUAACAAACUCAUCAUCAAUAGUCUGUCUUAUCCAGUGGAUGGGAAACUUGAAUUCAGAUGGGAUUAUGUGCUUGUCUAUUGUGGUCUCAAGUUUCUCCAAGGUGGAACUGGAGGAAUUGGACUUCUGAACAAUCUCAGGGGUUUCCUUUGGAUAAAAGUUGAACAAUACACUUCUCGAGAGGCAAAGGUGCAGUUGUUUGAGCAUAUUCACAACCUCAGCCUUCGUUGGCACUUGGGUCGCAAGACUGGGGAAGUUCUAAGGGUUGUGGAUCGUGGGACAACUAGUAUCACGUCCCUUUUAUCUUACAUAAUCUUCAACAUUCUCCCUACUGUGGCUGACAUUGUUGUUGCCAUUGUUUAUUUCACCUCUUCCUUCAAUGCUUGGUUUGGCCUCAUAGUCUUACUCACCAUGGGACUCUACUUAGCGGUGACAAUUGGGGUGACAGAGUGGAGAACCAAGUUCAGGCGAUUGAUGAAUGAUGCUGACAACAAAGCCCAGGCCAGAGCUGUUGAUUCCAUUCUCAACUUUGAGACUGUAAAGUAUUAUAAUGGCGAGGAGUAUGAAGUGGAUCGUUAUCGCACAGCUAUCCGCACUUAUCAGUGGGAGGAGUGGAAGUCCAAUGCAUCCCUGAACCUUUUGAAUCUGAGUCAGAAUUUUGUUAUAAAUGCUGGGCUGCUUGCAGGAUGCCUGCUCUGUGCUCACAUGGUAGUUUCAGCACAAAAUCUUACCGUUGGUGACUUUGCCCUGUUCUCAGCAUACAUACUUCAGUUGUAUGCUCCUCUUAACUUCUUUGGCACCUACUACAGAAUGAUCCAGCAGUCUUUCAUCGACAUGGAGAAUAUGUUUGACCUACUGUCAGAGCAGCAAGAGGUUCAAGAUGCCCCUGAUGCUAAGGAACUGGUACUAAAGCAUGGAUCCAUCCAUUUUGAGAACAUAUUCUUCCAAUACCAACCUGAAAAAUCCAUUCUUCGUGGCAUCACCUUUUCUGUUGGCCCUGGAGAAACAGUUGCAUUGGUUGGGCCAUCAGGAAGUGGAAAAUCAACAAUCAUUCGCUUACUGUACCGCUUUUAUGAUGUCCAAGAAGGCAAGAUCCAGUUUGAUGGCCAGGAUGUGAGGAAGGUGACACAAAGAUCCCUCCGUCAGGCUAUUGGGGUUGUUCCCCAAGAUACUGUUCUCUUCAAUGACACCAUCGGCUACAACAUCCGAUAUGGGAAGCCAUCAGCCACUGAUGAAGAAGUUGAGGCUGCUGCCAAGGGAGCAGACAUCCAUGGACGCAUCCUCACCUUUCCGGAUCAGUAUGAGACUGUAGUUGGAGAGAGGGGAUUGAAGUUGAGUGGAGGAGAGAAGCAGCGAGUGGCAAUUGCACGUAUGAUCCUUAAGGCCCCAACAUUCAUCUUCCUCGAUGAGGCCACCUCUGCCCUUGACACUCAAUCUGAGAGGAACAUCCAGGGUGCACUGGAUCACUUGUGUGCAAAUCGGACUACCAUCAUUGUUGCUCAUCGCUUGUCAACCAUCAUACAUGCUGAUCAGAUUCUUGUCCUGGAGGAUGGACAGAUUGUGGAGCGUGGAAGGCAUGAGGAGUUGCUAAGCCAAGGUGGUCUCUAUGCCUCCAUGUGGAAGCAGCAGCAGCAAAAACACAUUGCUGAGUCAUCUGAUCCCAUGACAUAUAAUUGCUGGCUGUACCAAGUAUGCUUCUCUGUGUUAAUGCCCUUGUUAAUCAUUGCACGCAUUUUGGUGGUGACUUUUGGGGAUGGGACACCUCUGUAUGGGUAUGAAAUCCUGGAUCUCUGCAGUGCUUCAGUUACCUGGCCUCUCUCAUUAUACUUCCUGUUGAUUGAGCAUCGUAAGAUGCUGCCAAUGAUCCCUACCAAAGGUCAUGGUGUUGUUCUUCUCAUAUUUUGGUCAUUGGCAUUCAUCAAGGAGAAUCUCUCCUUCAUUAGCAUCCACAGUCAGCAGUGGUGGUUUCAUUUUGACUCGGUCACACAGAAACUUGAGUUUGCAUUGUUUGUCCUGCGAUACAUUGGAAGUUGUGGUCUGUUUGUUUUGGGACUCAUGGCUCCUGGAGUGUCAUCUUAUCAUGAUGCAGGUGAUACAGAAGAAAUCAUCACACCCGAUGUGGGGAUUCGCAGGUCCUUGUUGAAUCGACUUCAACUCCUCUUCCCUUAUUUAUGGCCCAAGAAACAUUGGCUUCUGCAACUUGUUGUUCUCUUCAGUCUUAGCCUCCUUGUCCUUGGGCAUGUCUGCAAUCUCUUCAUGCCCAUCUACAAUAAACUUAUCAUUAACAGUCUAUCCUACCCAGUAGAUGGGAAGCUUGAAUUCAGGUGGGAUUAUGUGCUUGUCUACUGUGGCCUGAAGUUUCUUCAGGGUGGAACUGGAGGAAUUGGACUUUUGAACAAUCUCAGGAGUUUUCUUUGGAUCAAAGUGCAGUUGUUUUCUCACAUCCACAACCUGAGCCUUCGCUGGCACAUGGGUCGCAAAAUAGGGGAAAUUCUGAGAAUUGUGGAUCGUGGGACAACCAGUAUCACGUCUCUCUUGUUUGACAUCCUCUUCAACAUCCUCCCCACUGUGGCUGACAUUGUCAUCGCCAUUGUUUAUUUCACCUCUUCCUUCAAUGCUUGGUUUGGCCUCAUAGUCUUCAUCACCAUGGGGCUUUACCUGGUGGUGACAAUAGGAGUGACAGAGUGGAGAACCAAGUUCCGGAGAUUGAUGAAUGAGGCAGACAAUAGAGCUGAGGCCAGGGCUGUAGAUUCCAUCCUAAACUUUGAGACUGUCAAGUAUUAUAAUGGCGAGGAGUUUGAGGUAGACCGUUAUCGCAAGACCAUCCUCAACUAUCAGUGGGAGGAGUGGAAGUCCAAUGCAUCCCUGAACCUAUUGAAUCUGAGCCAGAAUUUUUUUAUUAGUGCAGGGUUGCUAUCUGGAUCCCUGUUUUGUGCACAUCUGGUCAUCACAGGUCAGGAUCUCACCAUUGGUGAUUUUGCCCUCUUCUCAGCCUACAGGAGCAAAUUGCAUGCACCAAUGACCAAACCCUAUUUCAUAUAUCACAGGGUGAUUCAGAAGUCAUUCAUUGACAUGGAGAACAUGGUUGACCUUCUGUCAGAGAAACUGGAGAUUCAAGAUGCACCUGAUGCUAGGGACCUGGUGGUGAAGCAAGGAACCAUACACAUUAAAAAUGUCUCCUUCCGAUAUCAGCCUGAAAAAUCCAUUCUCCAUGGCAUCACAUUUUCAGUUGGCCCUGGAGAGACAGUUGCAUUAAAUUCUCAUAGAAAUCUUGAGAAAACUCAAGUGGAAGAGGACAAUGCCUGUUUCAUAUGUAAACUGGAACAGGUGGGACCAUCAGGAAGUGGAAAAUCAACAAUCAUCCGCUUACUGUACCGCUUCUAUGAUGUCCAAGAAGGUGAAAUUCAAUUUGAUGGCCAGGAUGUGAGGGAGGUGACACAAAGAUCCCUCCGACGUGCUAUUGGGGUUGUUCCCCAGGAUACUGUCCUCUUCAAUGACACCAUCCGGUAUAACAUCCGAUAUGGGAAGCCAUCUGCUUCUGAUGAAGAAGUUGAGGCUGCUGCCAAGGGAGCUGACAUCCAUGAACGCAUCCUCACAUUUCCAGAUCAGUAUGAGACUAUGGUAAUAGUGGCUUGUGCCUUGUACUCUUUUGAGGUGGGAGAGAGAGGAUUGAAGUUGAGUGGAGGAGAGAAGCAACGAGUGGCUAUUGCUCGUAUGAUCCUUAAGGCCCCAGCAUUCAUCUUCCUAGAUGAAGCUACCUCUGCUCUUGAUACCCAGUCUGAGAGGAAUAUCCAGAGUGCAUUGGAUAAUCUGUGUGCAAAUCGAACUACCAUCAUUGUUGCUCAUCGUCUAUCAACCAUCAUCCAUGCCGAUCAGAUUCUUGUUCUGGAGAAUGGACAGAUCAUGGAACGUGGAAGGCACGAGGAGCUGCUAAACCGAAGAGGUCUCUAUGCCUCCAUGUGGAACCAGCAGCAGCAGAAGCACAAUGCCGAUUUCUCUGAUCCCAUGAUGUAGCCAUGCAACAGGGACCAACUGUUCAUCGUCCAUCAUCAGUGAUCAUGCCUUCAGUGCUGUGUUUUUUUUUACUGCAAUACUCAAACCAGAAUUGCCUGCAGUUAUGAACCAAACUCUAUCAACUUGAGACAUGUUACUGUUAUCCCUGACUCUUAUGCUUUUCUUUCAUAUACUUUUAUUUUAUCAUGCUUUUCUUUUCUUUCAUGCUUAUAACAAGUUUGUAAAUGAGUUUUAGCUAGAGAAGAUUCAACAAGAACUGUGUAUUCCUAUGUCCUG